UACUUCGUCCUUGUUGUAACCACCUGUGCGAAAAGUGCUUUAUCCGGCCAUCCCCAAGACCGAGAGAAGCGCAGUGCUCAGACAAAUACGGAAACCGCAGAGAUGGACCAGUGUGGCAGUAGACACGACGGCGCCGCCACUGAAGCCGGCAGAAGAGAACCGCUUCUUCCGUCGCAGGACGUCAAGUCGGCGAAGCCUUCUUCUCCAUUGUCAUGGAGACUCAAUGUUAAGGAGUUUCAUUUGCCAAGCCAGAGCGGUGGUGACCAUCCUAAUCACCGUUCUUUUGGUUUUAAAGGCCUUCUUCGCAGACCCAGAAAGCAACGCAAGGUGGCAGAAUAUUACAAGAAACAAAAAAGGCUCCUUGAAGGAUUCAGUGAGAUGGAUACUAUGACUGAAACGGGCUUCUUUCCCGGAAGUCUCACUGAGGAUGAAAUGAAGCAACUAGCAAAGAGGGAGAGGGUGGCAGUUCAUGUGUCAAAUUUAGCUAAUUUCGUGUUAUUUGCAGCAAAGGUUUAUGCUUCAGUUAUGAGCCAAUCAUUAGCAGUCAUUGCCUCAACACUAGACUCCCUCUUGGAUCUCUUAUCUGGGUUGAUAUUGUGGUUCACUUCACAUGCCAUGAAAAACCCAAACCAAUAUCAUUACCCAAUUGGCAAGAAACGGAUGCAACCACUGGGUAUCAUUGUUUUUGCAUCUGUGAUGGCAACCCUGGGACUGCAGAUUUUGCUUGAGUCUGCUCGGAGACUUAUUGCAGGGACCAAGUCAGACAUGAAUACCAGAGAGUUGCAUUGGAUGAUUGGGAUUAUGGCCACUGUGACCUUAGUGAAGUUCAUUCUUAUGGUCUACUGUCGAAGAUUCAAAAACGAAAUAGUCAGAGCUUAUGCACAAGAUCAUUUCUUUGAUGUUGUCACCAAUUCUGUCGGCUUAGCUGCUGCUGUCCUUGCUGUCAAGUUCCUCUGGUGGAUUGAUCCAGCAGGAGCUAUCAUUAUAGCAUUAUAUACAAUUAACACAUGGGCGAGGACAGUGAUUGAGAAUGUGUGGUCGCUGAUCGGAAGAACAGCGCCACCGGAUUAUCUGACGAAGUUGACGUAUCUGAUAUGGAAUCACCACGAACGAAUUCAGCACAUAGAUACAGUUAGAGCAUACACCUUUGGUGCUCAUUACUUUGUGGAAGUUGACAUCGUCUUGCCAGAAGACAUGCUUCUGAAUGAAGCCCAUAAUAUUGGGGAGACACUUCAGGUGAAGCUUGAGCAGCUUCCGGAAGUUGAGAGGGCUUUUGUGCACAUCGAUUUCGAAUUCACUCACAGACCUGAGCACAAGACCAUGGUAUGAUGAUGACUGUGCAGGAUCUCUCAGCCUGGCGUUUGCAGAACAAGAGGGUUAUCAAUAUACUUUUUACUGUUUAAGUUACUGUUUUCCCGACAAAGCAAUUCUAUUUUGUAUUGAAGUUUGAAGUUUUUGGCCAUAUUUUGGAGGGUUAUGUUGUAUUUAAUGUCUUAGCCAAAAAUUGAAGGGUUUGGGAUUUGGGUGCGGAUAUGAUAACUAGAGUAGAACAUUAAAUUCAAUCAGUAUGAUUGAUUCAAAAUACUU
Messenger RNA from Prosopis cineraria, 1587 nucleotides. Its product is annotated as metal tolerance protein 9-like. The coding region runs from base 103 to 1329 and encodes 408 amino acids. Gene Ontology annotation, cellular component: membrane. NCBI's taxonomy places the organism in Eukaryota, Viridiplantae, Streptophyta, Magnoliopsida, Fabales, Fabaceae. Gene Ontology annotation, biological process: monoatomic cation transport; transmembrane transport. The transcript has 6 exons. The record is from RefSeq and is a predicted model, not a curated record. Gene Ontology annotation, molecular function: monoatomic cation transmembrane transporter activity.